Lactuca saligna is the source of this 1324-nucleotide messenger RNA. Lineage: Eukaryota; Viridiplantae; Streptophyta; Magnoliopsida; Asterales; Asteraceae. The record is from the annotation of a GenBank genome assembly.
UUUGAGUAGAAGGUUUUAGGGUUUUAGUCCAUCCCUAAAACCUCUUUUGCUCUCGACAUUCAUCUUCUAAAUCGACACACAUGAAAUCCACUUUCCUUUCUUGAAAAACCAUUAAUGUAUAUAUGGAGAUUAAAGAUAUUACCUUAAUUGUAUUUGUCAUAUAUAAUUAACGUGUAUAUAUAUACAAACUUCUUAAUCGUCUUUUCAAUCUCGUCUAGGGUUUUCUCAGUUUUAUUUAUCGUCGCCGAUUCUUAUCUGCCUGUUCUUGAGUCGCCAGGAAAGCUCUUUGAUCAUCGCCAAUUUUUUGCAGUUUCAUUAAUUAUUAACCAAACAACUCACAAUGAUCCAACACCCUGUUCUUGGAGGCAACAAUGGUGGAGGUGAAGUCAACGCAAACCCACAAAAGUCAACACCUAUAUUACCCCCUAUAAACAGAGGAACCACUCACAUAUUCUACAAAACUCGAAUAUGUCAGAAGUUUCUAGAAGGAAACUGUAGAAAUGGUGACAGCUGUACUUUUGCUCAUGGCUCUAAAGAUUUACGUGAACCCCCACCUAAUUGGCCAGAUCUUGUGAAAGAUAACCGAGGGCAAAAUUGGAAUGAUGACCAAAGAAUCAUACACCAAAUGAGGAUAUGUCAUAAGUUUGUUAACACAGGUGAAUGCCCUUAUGGAGAAAAAUGUAAUUUCCUCCAUGAAAAUCCUGCAAAAUUCAAGGCUCAAACGGAAAGAACAAGAGAUAGUUCUGUGAUUAAGAUUCAGACAUUGGUUGACCGUGGUCAACCCAAUGGAAGUCAACAACGGUUGCAUAAUAAUAUUAAUAACAUGAAUGCUAUUAAAGUUAGUAGUUUGAGUAGUGAUCCUAAUGCUACAUUUUGGAAAACUCGAAUUUGUAGCAAAUGGGAAACAACAGAGCAAUGUGUAUUUGGGGAUAAAUGUCAUUUUGCUCAUGGGAUUUCAGAAUUAAACACACCGGUUGCACGUGUGGAGGUUCAAGGUUCCAUUGCCGCCAGUUCGGCUGAACUGCCGCCUAGUAAUUCUGCCAUGGCUGGUCCUUUAGAACAAGGUGAAGGACGGGGGUUUGCAAAGUUGAGAUUAUCAAAUAAGAAGAUCAACCGAAUUUAUGGAGAUUGGAUUGAUGAUGAAGAAGAUGAGCAAGAUUAUUAACUAUGAGCCUGAAGACCAAAAAUCUAGUUAUCUUUUUUUAUACAUGAUGAUUGAUCUUUUAUGGUGCUUUGUUUAAUUAAGAUGAAAAGCUAUUUUCUGUCAAAUAUAUGGGAUUUGAUGAUUCUUUUCUCCCAAAGGGAUGAAACUCUUAUACAUGUC